Messenger RNA from Mollisia scopiformis, 2030 nucleotides. RefSeq names its product FAD/NAD(P)-binding domain-containing protein. The record is from RefSeq and is a predicted model, not a curated record. Bases 486 to 1703 code for a protein of 405 amino acids. The transcript has 3 exons. NCBI's taxonomy places the organism in Eukaryota, Fungi, Ascomycota, Leotiomycetes, Helotiales, Mollisiaceae. Gene Ontology annotation, molecular function: FAD binding.
GAAACGCCUUCUCAUGCAACAAUCAUCUAGCUGAACUUCCCUUUCCGAAGCUUUGAGCUGCCGAACUGCCGGGCCCUCGCGUGAGACUGUCAUGUAGAGCUUCGCCUUCUCUGCAAUGCCUCCUGCCAUUGUCUGAGAGAGCGACCCAGAUGGCUAUGGAUGGUGUCCUUAGGACAUGCUCCCACAAUCGCUCGUGGUACAAGUACAAGAACACGAGCUCUCGAUUCAGGACCCAUUGGCCAAUUUGAGCAUAUCUGCACUCGCACCCGUCUUCCCAGACAAUGGGGAAGAAUAAUUGCUUUUCCACCCAAAGAAGACACAGCCUUUUACCUCCCGCAUGCGUUCCGUGUCGACAUCGGCGGUAGGUACCAAUGGAGUAAGUAGAUUCCGUGGUGCAAUUCUAUUGGAAGCUGCUUCCAGGUGGCUUCAUCUUUAUCGCAGACCAGUUCUUUCUUCCCUUCUGUGGAAAUCAACCUCGAUAAGCAAUGCCAGACACCAAAAUCGAUUCUCCGAAAGAAGUGUUGAUAAUUGGAGCAGGUGUGGUAGGUCUGACUCUUGCCCAGGGCUGUCGUGAAGCAGGCAUACCUUUUCGCAUAUUUGAACAACAUGAGCUUUCGUCAGAAAGAAGCCAGGGAUGGAGCCUCACUCUGCACUGGAGCAUCGCUUCUCUUGAACGCACAAUAGGGCCACAGCUCUCAGCACUUUUACCACAGACCAACGUCGACUCGAGUAUUAAAGAGGGCGAGGGCGGAUUCUUGUUCCUCAAUGCUGCAACCUGCGAACCUAAAUACCAUGUAUACCCAACGAGACGAUUUCUGCGAGCGGGACGGCAGAAGCUGCGAACAGUCCUGACAUCAGGUCUUGACAUACAAUAUGGGAAGAAACUGGAGUCAUUCUCGACCAAGGGCACAGAGGUCACAGCCAGGUUUGCGGACGGAACCUCUGUCACUGGUGGUCUCUUGAUCGGUGCAGAUGGGAACAAUAGUGUUGUUCGUGCAGGAUUGAAGAUGGAGAAUACAAAGUUGACUCCACUGCCUGUGAAUCUGAUUGGAGCAGUCAGACAUUUCACACCGGAGCAAGCUGCUCCUGUGAGAGCGCUCAAUCCAUUACUGUUCUUUGCCCUUCAACCGUAUACCAAGACUUUUUUGUUUUACAGCAUUCAGGAAGUGUUGGCAGACCCAGAUGGUCGAAAUUCCUAUGAUGCACUCGUAGGGGUCACCUGGAUGGUCAAUGAUGCAGAGAAAGAUGCCAUCCCAAACACAUCCCCUGAAAGAGUUGUUGAAAUGAAGAAACGAGCACAAUGCUUCGCCGAGCCGCUACUCAGCAUGAUCAUGGAUAUUCCAGAUGAUAGCAUGUCGACAACUGGUUUGCGCCUCGCUGAUUUCCCUUGUGAACCUUGGGACAAUCAGAAUGGUGUCGUGACUCUGGCAGGAGACUCGGCGCAUGCUAUGACGAUGUUCAGGGGCGAAGGGGCUAACCAUGGCAUUCUCGACGCUGCACUACUUGUGGAUCAGCUCAAGAAGGUGUAUUCUGGCGAAAUUGGUCAGAUCGCAGGAUUGCAAGCUUACGAGGCUGAGAUGCAGGAAAGAACGCACGCAGCCGUGUUGAAGAGUCGACAGGCAGCAUUUGAUGGGCAUGACUGGGAUGCUAUCAUUGAUACCUCCCCGCUCAUCGGAGGUAGGUUCCCUCCCACGACGGCCUGAUCUUGUGCGAGUCAUUCAACGGCCGAGUGAUCGUGAACGUAUAGAGCGUGGCUUGGUGGUACAGUUUCAUAUGGCACUUACAUCUAUGUCGGACAAUAUCUUGCCCUUGAAAGAUGCACAAAUUUUUGUUAACUUUCCAAUCUCCAAGGGCGUGCUCAUUCGUUUCGCCUAACGGUUACUUGCAUGCAAGGCAUGCUCAGCAACACACUACCGUCGUUGCACCGCUCGAAUGUCUCACAUGUCAUUUCGUGAGCUUUUGAUGUUGGGAGCUCCUUGAGCAAUUCAGCGGUCUGAUGCAGGGCUCCGCGAGUUUCACCAACCCUGACU